Molecule: messenger RNA, 2952 nt
Organism: Brenthis ino (lesser marbled fritillary)
Lineage: Eukaryota; Metazoa; Arthropoda; Insecta; Lepidoptera; Nymphalidae
Source: the annotation of a GenBank genome assembly
AUGUCGAGAAUAUUAAACCAUCAAAUGAGGUCAUCCCUCAGAAAACCAUCAUAUACAUGUGUAGAUAAAAGAGCAGUUGCUUUUUCAAUUUACACUGGUCGUAGUUUAUUAUUUCACAAGCCAAUAGACCCUAACCUUAUACCUAGGAGAAAGUAUGGAAUGUUAGUAGCUAGAGCUGUGAGAGGAGUGCUAAAGAUUAGGUACUUAUUACUCGGUGGAGCUGUUGGAGGUGGCAUGACAUUAAAUAAGAAAUAUGCAGAAUGGAAAGAUGGUCUGCCUGAUAUGGGUUGGCUAAAUGACUUACUACCAGAGAAAGAACAGUGGGAUAAGUUUACUACCACUUUGAUCAACGCUAAAGAAAAAAUUGGUGACCAACUGCAAAUAGGUGUACCAAUGACGCUGCCGCUACUCGCAGAUCCCCGACUGCGAGAGGCGGGGAUGUCCCGAGCGGCAGAGCUGAGGGAGUGGCUCGCUCAGAGAUAUGAGGAUGCUGUGGCUGCGGCUGCUGUGAACACUACUAGUAAUAUAGAACCGGCGCCAAAGAUCGUGAACAAUUUGCAAAGUAAACCCGCUCCGAUGUCCACUGGCCGGUCAGCUGCUGAAGAAACGGCUGCAUACGAAAAACGAGUACACGCCCUACAAGAAGAGGUUCUAACGCUACAAGCCAGGUACCAACGUGAGUUGCAGCGUCUGGAACAGGAGAAUAGGGAGUUGCGACAACAGAAUAUGUUGUUAAGGCAAGGGAGACAACCUUCCACCAAGAAAAUGAAGCGGUCCCUGAUCGACAUGUACUCGGCGGUGCUGGACGAGCUGGCGGGCUGGGAGGCGGGCGAGGCGGGCCGCCUGCCGCGCGUCGUGGUGGUCGGCGACCAGUCCGCCGGCAAGACCUCCGUGCUGGAGAUGAUCGCGCAGGCGCGCAUCUUCCCGCGCGGCGCCGGCGAGAUGUGCACCAGAGCACCGGUUAAAGUGACAUUAUCGGAAGGCCCCUACCACGUGGCACAGUUCCGGGACUCGUCCAGGGAGUUCGACCUGAACAAGGAGUCGGACCUGGCGGACUUGCGCAAGGAGGUGGAGCUGCGCAUGCGCAACAGCGUGCGCGGCGGCCGCACCGUGUCCAGCGAGGUGAUCGCCAUGUCGGUGCGCGGGCCGGGCCUGCCGCGCAUGGUGCUGGUGGACCUGCCCGGCGUCAUCGCCACGCAGACCGCCGACAUGGCCACCGACACCAGGGACGCCAUCAAGAACAUGACCAAGCAGUACAUGGAUAACCCUAAUGCCAUCAUACUCUGUAUACAGGACGGGUCUGUAGACGCGGAAAGGAGCAAUGUGACAGAUUUGGUAGCAUCCUGUGACCCUCAAGGGAAGAGGACAAUUUUCGUCCUCACCAAAGUCGACCUGGCUGAAGAGAACCUCGCUAAUCCAAAUAGGAUCCGACGUAUCCUGGAAGGCAAGCUGUUCCCGAUGAAGGCGUUGGGCUACUACGCCGUGGUGACGGGGCGCAGCCGCAAGGACGACUCCAUACAGAGCAUACGAGAGUACGAGGAGAGGUUCUUCAGCUCUUCCAAGUUAUUCAAGGCGGGGCUGGUGUCGGCGGCGCAGGUGACGACGCGCAACCUGGCGCUGGGCGUGGCGGACUGCUUCUGGCGCAUGGUGCGCGACUCCGUGGAGCAGCAGGCAGACGCCUUCAAGGCCAUGCGCUUCAACCUCGAGACCGAGUGGAAGAACACCUUCCCCAGACAGCGCGAGCUGGACCGCGACGAGCUGUUCGAGCGCGCGCGCGCGUCGCUGCUGGACCAGGCGGCCGAGCUGUCGGCGGUGCCGGCCGCGGCGUGGGAGCGGCGCCUGGCCGCCGCGCUGUGGGCCGCCGCCGCCGAGCGCGUGUGGGCCGGCGUGUACCUGCCGGCCGCCGCCGCCGCCGCCGCCGCGCACGACGACAUCGAUGUCGCCGUCCCACAUCAAGUGAAGUAUAAAAAGGCGGGCAAUAACAAGCCCGCCCCGACAUGGAUUGAUCCUUAUGAUAUAAAUUUUAACAAAUUCAACACAUCGGUGGACAUAAAGCUGCGCGAGUGGGCGGAGAGCGAGCUGGCGCAGCAGGCGGUGGCGGCGGGCCGCCAGGCGCUGCGCGAGGGCUUCGAGGAGCUGCUGGCCGCCUCCGCCGCCUCCGCCGACGCAGACCCCAUAUACGAGCCCCUCAAGCGCGCCGCCGUCGAGGAGGCCCUCAACAGGCACCAGUGGGAGGAGAGGGCCAGAGAUGUGCUGCGCGUGCUGCAGCUGAACGCGCUGCAGGACCGCUGCGUGCGCUCGCGCGCCGAGUGGGACGCCGCCGUCGCGCUCAUGGAGACCGCGCUGGGGGAGAAGCUGCGGGACGUGGACAGGGACCUCAGGGAGAUGACCGGCCCCGGCUUCCGCGAGCGCUGGCUGCGCUGGAGCUCCGGCUCGGAGGAGCAGCAGCGGCGCGACGCCGUGCGCCGCGAGCUGGAGCUGCUGGGCGCCGCGCGCCCCGCGCUGGCUUACGACGAGGUGGUGGCUGUGCGCGACAACCUGCGGCGGCGCGGCGUCGAGGUCGACAACGAGUACAUACGCGAGACGUGGAGGCCCGUCUACCUCAGAAACUUCCUACUACGUGCUCAGUCCCGCGCCCGGGACUGUAAGAAGAGCUUUUACCUGUACAGCCAAAGUGGCGCAGAGAAGGAGUGCUGCGAGGUGGUGAUGUUCUGGCGCGUGCAGGCGGCGCUGCGCGCGUCCGCCAACGCGCUGCGCCAGCAGAUCGCCAACCGCGAGGCCGCGCGCCUCGACCGCGACCUGCGCGAGGUGCUCGACGAGAUGGCGGCCGACCCAGAGUUGAAGAAGAAACUUCUGUCUGGAAGAAGAGUAGAACUCGCUGAGGAACUGAAACGUGUGAGACAAGUCCAAGAGAAGUUAGAAGAGUUCAUAGAAGCCUUAAAUAAGGAGAAA